Messenger RNA from Purpureocillium takamizusanense, 1354 nucleotides. RefSeq names its product NADPH:quinone reductase. Gene Ontology annotation, cellular component: mitochondrion. The record is from RefSeq and is a predicted model, not a curated record. The transcript has 4 exons. Bases 146 to 1162 code for a protein of 338 amino acids. Gene Ontology annotation, molecular function: oxidoreductase activity; zinc ion binding. Lineage: Eukaryota; Fungi; Ascomycota; Sordariomycetes; Hypocreales; Ophiocordycipitaceae.
CAUUUCAGUCAAGAAACGACGUCGAAGUCAGUCUACCCCCAGAUUCUCUCCUCCGCAUCUCGCAGCGAGUCCCGUUGCGUCUUCCUCAACCCCCCCCCCCUUCUUACCUUCCUGGCCAAUAAUCCUGGCUACCAUUCCUCACACGAUGCGCGGAAUCGAGAUUAAGGAAUACGUCAAGGGCCCCGCGGAGCUCAAGGUCACGGACCUGCCCGACCCGACGCCCAAGGCCGACGAGUACCUGAUCCAGGUGCACGCCGCGGCGGCCAACUUCUUCGACAUCCUGCAGGUGCAGGGCAAGUACCAGAACCAGCCGCCGUUCCCCUGGGUCGCCGGCGCCGAGUUCGCCGGCACCGUCAUCUCCGCCCCCUCCAAGGCCGGCGGCGGCGGCAACAAGUUCAAGCCGGGCGCGCGCGUCUUCGGCGCCUCGCAGGGCGCCUACGCGACGCGCCUCUGCGCCAAGGAGUCCGUCCUGCUGCCCGUCCCCGACGGCUGGUCCUUCCAGGAGGCCGCCGGCCUGUUCGUCACCGCGCCCACCAGCUACGGCGCCCUCGUCGUCCGCGCCGGCGUCAAGCAGGGCGACCACGUCCUCGUCCACGCCGCCGCCGGCGGGGUCGGCCUGGCCGCUGUGCAGGUCGCCAAAGCCUUCGGCGCCACCGUCAUCGCCACCGCCUCCACCCAGCGCAAGCUCGACAUCGCCCGCUCCUUCGGCGCCGACCACGUCGUCUCGUACAACGACGCCGAGUGGCCCGCCAAGGUCAAGGCCCUGACGCCGCAGAAGCGCGGCGUCGACAUCGUCUACGACCCCGUCGGCCUCGUCGACAAGUCCACAAAGUGCACCGCCUGGAACGGCCGCAUCCUCGUCGUCGGCUUCGCCGCCGGCUCCAUCGAAAAGGUCGCCAUGAACAAGGUCCUCCUCAAGAACAUCUCCAUCGUCGGCAUCCACUGGGGCGCCUACGCCGUCCACCAGCGCGACAUGAUCCCCGUCGUCUGGCGCGGCAUCAUGGACCUCGUCGCCCAGGGGAAGCUCAAGGGCACCGUCUACGACGACGACGAGUUCGUCGGGCUCGAGCGCGUCAAGGAUGCCCUCGUCGCCCUGGGGGGUCGUGGGACAUGGGGCAAGGUCGUUGUCAAGAUUCCGCAGGGCGGAAACAGCAAGCUGUGAUGGCGCUAUGAGUGUGAACGUGGGAGGCCUGACUCAAGGUGUGGCCUCGCGACACGCAGCUCAAUAUCGCCGUUGUACAUUACACGUGGCAAAGCUGCACUCUCAAGAGUUAGAGUUGCGAUACUAGUAUUUCCCAAUGCCCAGCAUCACGGCAAAGGCACGAUUGGCAUGCCCAGGUAUCUCCUAUUCAGG